This is a messenger RNA of Penaeus indicus, 727 nucleotides long. RefSeq names its product short-chain dehydrogenase/reductase family 16C member 6-like. The transcript is spliced from 4 exons. The record is from RefSeq and is a predicted model, not a curated record. Bases 220 to 726 code for a protein of 168 amino acids. Gene Ontology annotation, cellular component: lipid droplet. NCBI's taxonomy places the organism in Eukaryota, Metazoa, Arthropoda, Malacostraca, Decapoda, Penaeidae. Gene Ontology annotation, molecular function: oxidoreductase activity, acting on the CH-OH group of donors, NAD or NADP as acceptor.
CAAACAGUGCCCCGAACCCUGAGGGACGUUCGCCCUCACACCCCAAGGCACUCACGCCGGGCACCACAGAGCACAGUGCCGGCCGACCGCACGGACUCUGCGGUAUCACAUACGUCUCUCCUCGGCUGCUUCAACAGGCCCCACAAGUGACGGCCGGCGAUAAGUCCGUCAGUCGCCGGAUCGCCGUCGAAGAGAGCACCGAAGCCCCAAGAGAUCACCAUGGCCGAACCGAAGGACGUACUUGUCGCGGUGCUGCAGCUGCUGGUCGGGCUCGCUUACACGGCCUACUGCGUGUUGGAGACUCUCGUGCUCACCUUCGUGCCCCGUCGCUUCCGCAUGAAGGACGUCACGGGGGACAUCGUGCUUGUGACGGGAGGAGGCUCGGGCAUCGGGCGGCUCAUGUGCCUCAACUUCGCUAAGAAGGGAGCUAAGAUCGUCACCUGGGAUGUUGAUGAGGCAGGAAACAAAGAGACGAUGCGGCAGGUGGUCGCCUUGGGGGGUACGUGUCGCGCCUACACCGUAGAUCUUUGUGACCGAAAUGCUGUGUACAAGGCCGCCGACAGAGUCAAAGAGGAAGUAGGCAAGGUGGACAUUUUAGUCAACAACGCAGGAAUCGUCACUGGGAAGAAGUUCAUGGAAUCUUCCGACGACCUCAUCGUUAGAACCUUCCAAGUCAACACUUUCGCUCACUUCUGGGUAGGAAAGAGAGAGAGAGUGAGAGAGUGAG